CGAUUAUGCAACAGUGCUCCCAAGCAGCACUCGAGCCAUCGACGCGACGCCACAUCACCAUGAGCCGCACCAACUUGUCGCUUGAUGCAACGACCUUCCUGAGCCCGUCAAGCCAAGAGCAUGACAAGCGGCAAUUUCGCAGCGACGUGUCCAAAGUGUUGAGCACCCUCGUGCCUGAGUGGAACGAUGUUUCGGACUCGGACAUCGUGCUCACCCACCUCUCAGGUGCCAUGACAAACGUCAUCUUCACGUGCGAGAAAGCGUCGGAUCCGGUUCAAAAGGUUCUCCUUCGCGUGUAUGGCCACGGCACCGAAGCAUUUUUCUCGCGCCAAGAAGAAAUCCGUGUCUUCAAGGAAAUUUCUCAGCAAUCGGACCUUGGCAUUGGCCUUCUUGGGGAAUUCCAGAAUGGCCGCCUCGAGCGCAUGAUCGAGGGCCGCACGUGUACCGCGGCAGACAUCCGCCGCCCCGACUUCUCGGCCAAGAUCGCAGCCAAAAUGGCCGUGUUCCACACCACCCAAGUCGACAUCGACCGCAAGCCGCGCAUCGUCCCGAGCAUCCACAAGCUAUUCAAAGAUGCCAAAGCAGCGUACGCGUCGAACCACCGCCAGUUUGACCUGGAUGCGAUGGCCCGCGACAUCGAGGCGCUUGACGUGCUCCUGGCGACGGUCGACUCCCCCGUCGUGUUUUGCCACAACGAUCUGCAGUACGGCAACAUCAUGGUGUCGGCGGCCAAGGACGCGAGCGGCGGCGAAGAAGGCGAGGCAGUCCUGAUCGACUUUGAGUACAGCCACUACAAUCCGCGAGGGUACGACGUGGGCAACCACUUUACCGAGUGGUGCUACAACUACCACGGCGACGCGCCGCACGUGGCGGACUUUGCCAAGUACCCGACGGUGGCGGACCAACGCCGGUACUGCCGCGCGUACUUGGAAGCAAGUGGCGGCGGCGAGGGUGUCACGGACGCCUCCGUGGACGCGCUCCGGCACGAAGCCAACGUGUAUGCGAACGCGACGCACUUGUUUUGGGCGCUGUGGGGGUUCAUCCAGGCGACACAAUCCACGAUCGACUUUGACUACUUUGGGUACGCGUCGUGCCGAUGGGAAGCGUUCCAAGCCCGCGUCACGCUCCAGGAUAAGUAGAAGUGCUCUCGUUUUGAUUGUGUGUGCCCUGGAGGAAGAGGACGGUAGCUUUUACAACCACCACCCAUCUUCCUUCUACAAGGGGUGCUUGCCGCACGAUACCGGGACGAGGUAUCCAGUUGUCUGCUCUACACAAGCGCAACGUGGCCCCAAAAGUUGCUCACACCGCUCGCGCCAUCCACGGCAAUGGGUUCCUGGGAUGCUGUAAGUUGCCAUCGCUCGGAAGCUUGUUCCCCACGUGACUCGGAACGAUGUUGAACGCGGGCGAGAUGCCGUUGAACUUCGUGUCGUGGGCUAGUAUUGCCUUGAUUGCACCUGCAGCAUGGAAGGCAAAUCAUGGGGCAUGGAGGUAGUGACAGGUAAUGGGGGGCUCGAGAGUCGCAGGACGCACAGGACCCUCUGCUUGGGGGUGCCUUCAAGAGGACAAAACAGAAGAGUGGAGCUGAGGUCAAGGCCAUUUGCAG
This is a messenger RNA of Aphanomyces invadans, 1603 nucleotides long. RefSeq lists its product as hypothetical. Gene Ontology annotation, molecular function: ethanolamine kinase activity; choline kinase activity. Gene Ontology annotation, cellular component: cytoplasm. The record is from RefSeq and is a predicted model, not a curated record. The transcript has 2 exons. NCBI's taxonomy places the organism in Eukaryota, Oomycota, Saprolegniomycetes, Saprolegniales, Verrucalvaceae. Bases 6 to 1139 code for a protein of 377 amino acids. Gene Ontology annotation, biological process: phosphatidylethanolamine biosynthetic process; phosphatidylcholine biosynthetic process.